Molecule: messenger RNA, 3655 nt
Organism: Homalodisca vitripennis (glassy-winged sharpshooter)
Lineage: Eukaryota; Metazoa; Arthropoda; Insecta; Hemiptera; Cicadellidae
Exons: 2
Coding region: 1917-3380 (487 amino acids)
Source: RefSeq, a predicted model, not a curated record
AUGCCGUUUUAGUUUACUAGGCAGCAUAGAUUCGACUGAUAAAACCUUCAUGCAAACAACACAUUGCGGGCGCUCUUCAUUAUUAAUUUCAAUACAAGAAAAACCAAAAUCUAAAUACUUAUCGUCAUAUUUUCUGUAUUUUGGUUUACGGCUUCCCUCAGCUGCCUCGGCAUCGCUCUUUGCAGAAGUUGACGCGGAAUCACUACUUUGUUUACUUCCUUGUUCAGUUUUAUUUGAAGAUAAGAAUCUUUUCAUUUUAAAGAACAAUAUAAUAACCAACACUAAAUAAACUGAACAAAACUACAACUUCACUACUUUGAUUAUUUACUUCACUUGUGCGACUGUCACAAUGUGUAAACAUAAACUCGCAACUUAAAUCUAAAACAUAACCUCAACAGAAGCUAGACUGCAAGUAGUAGUAGCAGACUGUCCGCCGGGAACGUACGACGAUUUCCGAAAAUACACGAAGGUAGUUCCGUUGCCUAGCAACGAGUUCCAAGAACAGAAUGACGUACCGAGAUGCAAAGCUCUGUUGUCUGACCUUGCCUAAUUGUUUUGUUUGUGCAACCGGCCGGCUGGGCCAGUAAGUAAGGUUCGGCAGGGGGAAGACUCCAGUAAUCAAAGUAACUCCAAAGCCGCGCGCACAGACUGGUCCGCACUGUAUUGUAGUAUGAUGACGUUUAGACUCUUUGGUAGACAACGGCGGCGCACCUAGCACUAGCUCGCGGCGCCGCGGCGCACACUUUGGGAAACUCUGCCUUAAUUGGUAGUAAAUAAAUUAAUUAUUAUAAAUUAAUAAUUAAUAUUAUUCCAGAAUAUUAGAAUAGUGAAUUAUAAAAUUAAAUUAAAGACAAAAAAACAUUUCGGCCAUUAUCUCGCGGUUAAAUAUUGGUUAAUCGAUUUGUUUAAUUGAUUUGAUUAACUGUUUAAUUAAUUUAAAUUGAUUUUGAGAUGAUAAAGCUAAUAUUAUGGGGUUAGAAAUCUCUAUAGUAAAACACUUAUACGUGUUGUUUAUAAUUCAACUCACCUAAAACUAGUGUAAUUUUAUUUUAAUUUCUUUUUCUUGGAAAUUUAAUCUCUCGUUUGCUUAGGUAACUUUGUUAUUAUUACAAUAAAAGAUAAUGUCUGUGAAGUUGGCAGUGCAACUUCAAAGUAUUGUUAUAGAACCUAUUCCAAACGUUUGUGCUUCGUUUGUGCACGUUUGUGCACGCAAUAUUGAAGUUUUUGUUCGAUAUAUUCGGGUAUUCCCCAUCAAUAAAGAAUUGUCAUAAGCACUGGUAACUUCAUACAAGCAGUGAAACUUGUUUAGAAGUAUUGUAUAACAAAGGAAUGUUGUAAUAAAACUUAUUGUAUAGAACACUCUGUUACAAAAACUGGACCAAGUCCUCUACUGCAAUGGAGGCAGACAUAAUAGUUGAAGGCUUUUAGGAAAAGUAUUGAGAUGUACAACUUGAAAUAUGUCAAUGUAAUAGGUGAGUAUGUGUAACAUUAUUUUUCCUAUAUUUUCUUAUGUUGUUUUAAUAGCCCACUUGAAUUUAUAGUCCGUAACAUUAUAGUAGAGUCCAAAAUUCAGAGAAUGUCAUAACAGGUUCUCUUGUAAGAAAAUUUAUAAUUUUUAACCUACAUUUAUAGAUUAUUCAUUUUCAAUGACGGCCUUUUUCUCCAAUGACAGUUUUUGGCCUUAUGGCUAUGAAGGAGCUUUGUCUGACAUUUUUAAAAUAUAUAAAAUAUAUUUCAUAGUUACGUAUAUUAACCUUGAACAAAAUAAUGACAAUAAAAGUACGUAACUGCGUCAUUUUUUGAACUGUUGAUGAAAGUACAUAGGUACUCAGAAGUUUUAUCUUUGAUUUUCAUAACCCAUUGCAACAAAAAAGGGCUGUAAACAUUUACAUAAAUGUACCUUGUAUUAAAUAAAAAUGUAUUUUACCACAAUAAAGUACGUUAUUGUUGCAGGCGAUGGUGACAGCAGUGUAAUGUCAAAGCUAACUGAGUGUCAGCCGUAUGGUCCCAGGACAACAAUAGGAAAAAUAGAGUGUACCAACCAUCUGCUCCGAAAUUACAUUCGUAAAAUACGAGAUAUCGGUGGGCAGAAAAGAAACCACUUAGGUCCGGUUCCAGGAGAACUAAGGGACAAGAUUCUCAGCCGUUUGAUGAGACUUCGGCAUGCUGUGACUGGAGCAGUCAAACAUCAUAAAAGUAAUUCUUCAUACCAACUCAUUCAUGAUACGUUAAAACAGUUAAAGACUGAUAUUAUGAAUGGUCCAAACCACGUAUUCGGAGACCAUUCUAAGUGCCAACCCUAUUUUUGUAAGCGGUCGAAAAACGGAGAAGAAAAUUAUGUAGAAUUACUUAAAUCCUACGGAGUUUGGCAAGACAUUAUGGCAGCCAAUACAUUCCUAGCCAACUUCACUUAUAGCCUGCUACAGUGCAUCACAUCAAACAUUGCAGAAAGCUACAAUGCUAAAGUGUGUAAACUGGUUGGGGGAAAGAGAGUGAAUUUGGUGCAAAGGAACAGUUACACUGCAAGAAGUGAAUUGUCCGCGUUAUCCACUAAUGACAAUGAAGAAGUACAUCGCCAUAUUUAUAAAAAGUUGGCGUCAGGUCAUAGUCCUGGAAUUCAUUCGAAAACGUUGGCGCACCGGAGAUGUAGGAGGAGGACUAGGACAAGAAAAUCACUUUUUCGUGAAGAGAGGACGAAGAAAUUUCGUUCAUUUUGCGCUGACCAUGAUUAUGGCGAUGUUGCUGCUGUAGACAUUGAACCAGACGAGUUUGAACACAAGAAAGAUACUUUUUUGAAUUCACUCAAACUUGAUACCGAAACCCGGACCCAGUUAGAAUUAGACUCUCGUGGCCAGAGUACUUGCGAACUGUGGAAGCACGAGCGUAGAAAGAGACUAACGGCAUCAAAUUUUGGGAAAAUAUGCAGGAUGAAGUCAACUACACCGUGCCAAAAAACAGUGGAACAACUCCUAUACAAAUCGUUCGUUGGAAACAAAGCCAUGAGAUACGGUGUGGAGAAUGAGCGAAACGCCAUAGAUGAACUGGAAAACCUCAUAGGAGCCAAAGUGGAAGAGUGCGGACUCUUCGUAGAUCCAGUUCAUCCAUUUUUAGCUGCUUCACCUGAUGGCAUUAUAGACGGCAAGGGAUUAGUUGAGGUUAAAUGUCCGGCUGCAGCAAAAAAUUUAACUCCAGCAGAUGCUGUACGAAGAAAAAUUAUAAAAUUUUGCAAGCUGGAUGAGUGUGGCGAAUUAAAGUUAAAAGUGACUCACUCUUAUUAUUAUCAAGUACAAGGACAACUCCAUGUAACAGGAAAACAAUUCUGUUUAUUUACAGUAUGGACACCUCACGGAGUAUCAGUGAGAAAAAAUUUUGAAAAAUGAUGAGUUCUGGCUUAAACAUAUGCAAAUUCCACUUUUAACUUUUUACCACAAAUGCAUAUUGCCAGAACUAGUUGACCCAAGAUACCCUCGAGGGCUUCCUGUGAGAGACAGACUAGAUGUUUUGUAACUAAAAUUUUAUGUUAGUAUAAUGCAAUAUAUGUGACGAGAGCAGGUGAUCCUAGUAAUUCAUUUAAUUAAAAAAAUCUUUAAAAGUCUUAAAAUUCUUAUGUGAUCUGAUAAUUCUAAAAAAAAUGAAAGAAUGAUUAUAUAAACAA